Molecule: messenger RNA, 390 nt
Organism: Paramecium primaurelia
Lineage: Eukaryota; Ciliophora; Oligohymenophorea; Peniculida; Parameciidae
Source: the annotation of a GenBank genome assembly
AUGGUCCUACGUAGUUUUUGCUAGUUUCACAAGGGAUUAAGCUAAUUUUUUAGGAAUAAACUAAAUUAUAAUUAAUUGGGUCAGGAACAAAAACCCAAGGAGAUGUAGAACUAAAAGUUGUAGUAUCAAAGUAUGUUAUAUAAGGAAGCAUAUCUGGGUCAAUUUAAAUAAAUACUUUCGUUAAAUUAGCAUACUUUAUUAGAAUCUGGAACUCUAUAGUAAUGGCAUUCAGUUACACAACUUUUUGUAUCAUCAAUAUAUUCAAUAAAAGCAUAAUUAGGUAGACAACUACUACAAGUGGAAGGGGAACCUAAAGUAGUAGAUGGAUUUGUAAAGCAAGCUAAGCAAUUACUAGCUGAAUUGCUGCUACAUUUUAAACAUGACCAAUGA